Molecule: messenger RNA, 1103 nt
Organism: Ostrinia furnacalis (Asian corn borer)
Lineage: Eukaryota; Metazoa; Arthropoda; Insecta; Lepidoptera; Crambidae
Exons: 8
Coding region: 1-1059 (352 amino acids)
Biological process (GO): sensory perception of smell; detection of chemical stimulus involved in sensory perception of smell
Cellular component (GO): plasma membrane
Molecular function (GO): odorant binding; olfactory receptor activity
Source: RefSeq, a predicted model, not a curated record
AUGGAGAAAGAAUUCGGGCCUUUCCACGUCACGUAUAGAUUGAACAUGUACUCCAUGAGCUAUGGAAUGAUAUAUCCCAACCCUGCGACCAACAAGUGGCGACUACUGGCUAUCCGUAAGUCUAAAUUUAAUAACUGGAUGUGUCUUCUCUACCAUAAAGAGGAACCGACCAGCCAAAUCCUAGCCUUGAUAAACAAAGACUAUGCCUCCUUCAACCAGCUGCCUGAGAGCUACAAACCUCUGGUCAGAGGCUACGUCAAGAACACCAGGUUCUACCAGAACAUCUGGAUCGCUUGUGUGCUGAUGAUCCUCUCCACUUUCGUCUUGACUGCAUCUGUGAUGAAUAUCUGUGAAACUUUGUUCAGCUCAGAACCAAAAAGGCACAUGAUCUACGAUGUCCGUUUACCAAUCGACCGUCCAGGAGCUCAAUUCGAAACGCCAUACUUUGAAAUACUGUACAUAUACAUGCUGUACAUAGCAGCAGUAUAUACGAUAAACUUCACCGGUUACGAUGGCUUCAUGAUAGCUUGUGUUUACCACGCGUGCCUGAGGAUUGAACUGUUUUGUAAAUAUGUCCAUGACGCUAUGGAUUAUGAAGGCGAUGAGCUGAGGAAGCGAUUGGGUGAAGCUGUCAACCAUCACUGCGAGACUUUUAAAUUGAUCGAGAAGUGUGAAUCUUCCUUCAACUUCUACCUGGGUCUGGUGUACGUGGUAGUUACCACUGAACUGUGCCUCUGUCUAUACCUGGUGAUGGAGGGAUUCGAGUUUGAUUACAAGUUUUCUUCAUUCAGUAUUGGCACCAUCUUGCACAUCUACGUGCCUUGUCUUGUCGCUGAAAAACUGAAGUCCGUUUGUGAGAACGCUUCAGAUUUAAUAUACUGCUGUGGAUGGGAGAACAACUAUGAUCUAUCCAUGCGCAAGUUUAUCCCUUACAUGAUGGCGAGGGCGCAAAAACCUGUAGCCAUGAAAGCCUUGGGUCUCAUCACGUUUGAAAUGAGCUUGUUUGCAUCCACCAUGAAGACGGCUUAUUCCAUGUACACGAUAAUAAAAACUCAAUAAAUUGCAACCUAGUUGACUGGGAGAGGAUGCCGCAAGAAUUCCAC